Mycetomoellerius zeteki is the source of this 1416-nucleotide messenger RNA. RefSeq names its product POC1 centriolar protein homolog A-like. Lineage: Eukaryota; Metazoa; Arthropoda; Insecta; Hymenoptera; Formicidae. Bases 1 to 1416 code for a protein of 471 amino acids. Gene Ontology annotation, cellular component: ciliary basal body; centriole. Gene Ontology annotation, biological process: cilium assembly. The record is from RefSeq and is a predicted model, not a curated record. The transcript is spliced from 5 exons. Gene Ontology annotation, molecular function: protein binding.
AUGGAACAGACUGCCUUUAUGUACAGACACUUGACAGGUCACGACAAUGACAUUACAGCGUUAAGCUUCCAUCCGAUACAAAUUAAUAGACUGGUAUCGAGUAGCCUGGAUGGAAUGUUAGGAUUAUGGAAAAUAGAUAAACGGAGUGGUAAAAAAUUUAGAGCCCAUACAUCCGGUGUAUUAGACGCAUGCUAUUCACCAGAUGGUGAUCUUAUAGCUACUACAUCUACAGACCAUUUAAUCAGAAUUUGGGAUCCCAAAGAUCAUAUAAAUUUCACAGAAUACAAAGCUCAUCAUUCUGCCGUAAGAUCGGUACAAUUUAGUCCAAAGGGAGACAAGUUUGUUUCCGCGUCAAAUGAUAAAAAUGUAAUGCUUUGGAUACCAUGUCGUGGAAAAUACUUCAAGGAAUUUAAAGGACAUACGAGUUCGGUCAGAUGCGCUAAAUUUUCUCACGAUGGAAAACUUUUAGUAUCGUGUAGCGAUGACAAAACAGUAAAAGUAUGGGACAUUACCAGCGGACAAUGUGUCAAAACUUUCACUAAUAUAAGAGUUCCCGCUAGAUACGUAGAGUUUCAUCCAACUAGUACAAUUAUUGGAUCAGCAAACGAGGAUGGGUGUAUUAAAUUGUAUGAUCUAAAAACAAAUUCUUUGUAUGAGCAUUACUCUGUUCAUGACGCAGGUGUAAAUAUGGUCAAAUUCCAUCCAAAUGGAAACUUCAUGUUAACAGCGUCUGAUGAUUGUACAACGAAGGUACUUUUAAUUGAAACUCUGAUUUCAUACAAUUUGCUAAACACGCGGCCAAUUUAUUCUCUCAGGGAACAUUAUGCUAAGGUAACAUGUAUAGCAUUUUCAAAUGAUGGUAAGCUUUUUGCUUCUGGUUGCACGAAUCGACAAAUCCUAGUAUGGAAGUGUGAUGAUUUAUGUGUGGAUGGUCAAAGUAGAGAGAAUUCUAUACAGCAGGUAGUGCCUUCUACAACAGCAAAUAGGAACUUGAUAAUGCCGAGCUUUGAUAAUGCCGAACAAGAAUUUGACGGUGAAGAUAAAAAAUCAAGCAGUAACUAUUUAUCAACCACAUUCAAAAAAUUGCACUCAGAAUCAGACGACAGUAAAAGCAUUUUAUCAGCAAAAAUCGUGAAACAUAAAAACGUGAACAUAACGAACGUUGAUUCUUCUCAAGAAGAUUAUGCAAAAUAUAUGCCCAUGUUCCAAAAAAAAGAACAGCCCCACAGCUCGAAACAAUCCCAAACGGUCUUAAAAAAAUGUCAGACAUCGUUUAACACACGUUCAUCUAAUCAGUCUAUUGAAACACCAGCAGAUCCAGUUGUAAAGCAAAUACAAUCAUUACGUCAUAAUUAUGAUGUAUUAGAACAACGCUUGACAAUAUUAGAAAAGGAAUUUAAGAAACUAGAUCGUUAG